Molecule: messenger RNA, 3684 nt
Organism: Magallana angulata
Lineage: Eukaryota; Metazoa; Mollusca; Bivalvia; Ostreida; Ostreidae
Product: frizzled-7-A-like
Exons: 2
Coding region: 205-1911 (568 amino acids)
Biological process (GO): canonical Wnt signaling pathway; non-canonical Wnt signaling pathway
Cellular component (GO): plasma membrane
Molecular function (GO): Wnt-protein binding; Wnt receptor activity
Source: RefSeq, a predicted model, not a curated record
UAUCCAUAAGUUUCUAGAUCCCAAUUCACACAGUUUUGAGUGUAGUAUUCCAGGUCAACGAUCUAGAAACUUUCAAAAUGUAAUUCAAUUCAGCGCACAAAGACAGAAGAUGUUCGGCGAGGUCUAUUUCUAAUGAUCAUGACAUAUUGUGUUCUAUACCUGGACAUUGCCUUCACGAAGUGAAUAUUUACAAAUAUUUUAGACAUGGCAGCUUUAAAAACAGCCCUGGUAUUCGUUUUGUGCCAGGUGUUGGUGAUUGUUAUUGGAAAUGGACAAAGAAUGUCACCAUCUCACGAAAAAUGUGAACUGAUUUCGAUUCCAUUAUGCAAAGACUUGCCUUAUAACUGGACUAUUAUGCCAAAUCUUUUAAACCAUCAAAAACAAGAAGACGCCGGACUAGAGGUUCAUCAGUUUUUCCCCCUUGUGAAAGUCCAGUGUAGCCCUAAACUGAAGUUUUUCCUGUGUACUAUGUAUGCUCCCGUGUGCACCGUUUUGGAGGAGGCUAUUCCUCCGUGUCGGUCUAUGUGUAAUGAAGCUAGAAAUGGAUGUGAAUCGUUAAUGAAUAAAUUUGGAUUUGAGUGGCCAGAUAGUUUGAAAUGCGAGAAGUUUCCUGAGUCUGGAAUGUGUGUGGGAGAAAACAGGACUGACCCUGUGGACUCUACCCCCCACCCCAAUGAUGAUACUAAGUUUCCUGGCUACAUUCCUGAAACAGAGGAUAAUAAAUACAGACCUGGAUAUAAUGGUGAGAACCAUCAUGAUGAUAACAAGCCACUGGUCACAAACUCGUACAAAACAUGUCCAAAAAAGUACUCAAUUCUUCCAGGAUUUGACUACAGAUUAAAAGUUGGAUCAGCAGUGUACUCGGAUUGUGGGGCACCUUGUGAGAACAUGUAUUUCAAUGAGCAAGAGCGACAUUUUGCAAAGCUUUGGAUUGGUGUGUGGUCUAGUAUUUGUUUAGCUUCCACGCUUUUCACCGUUUUGACUUUUUUCGUCGACAUGACCAGAUUUCGCUACCCGGAGCGUCCAAUCAUAUUCUUGUCUGGAUGUUACUUCAUGGUUGCUCUUGCUUAUGUCAUUGGAUUUUCUCUGGACAAAGAGGCUGCAGCGUGCAACAGAUUCGUAAACACGCCAGAAGUGGUGCCAAUAACUACGCAAGGAACUAAGAAAGAAUGGUGUACAAUUCUCUUCAUGAUGAUGUACUUCUUCAGCAUGGCCUCCUCCAUUUGGUGGGUCAUUUUGACCUUGACCUGGUUCCUGGCAGCCGGAAUGAAGUGGGGCCAUGAGGCCAUCGAGGCAAACUCUCAGUACUUCCAUCUUGCAGCAUGGGCUGUACCGGCCAUCAAAACCAUUGCCAUUCUAGCCAUGGGACAAGUGGACGGAGAUACACUAAGUGGAAUAUGUUUCACUGGAAUAUUUGAUGUGGAUGCUCUGAGAGGAUUUGUGUUGGCUCCGUUAGUUGUGUAUUUAUUAUUAGGAACCUCCUUUUUACUAGCUGGGUUUGUUUCACUCUUUAAAAUCCGUACCAUCAUGAAAAGUGAUGGAACAAAAACUGACAAGCUGGAGAAAUUAAUGGUCCGUAUUGGAAUUUUCUCAGUAUUAUACACUGUGCCAGCUACCAUUGUAAUUGCAUGUUACUUUUAUGAACAAGCAUCUAGAGACACUUGGAUGUUACACUGGUUUACCAAAGAGUGUUUAGCAUCCUCUACAGCCCCUCCAGAGGAGGGAAUUAAACUGCUGCAGUCGGGGGACAAACCUUGGCCCGACUUCAAUGUGUUUAUGAUCAAGUACUUAAUGACUGUCAUAGUGGGCAUUACCUCAGGGGUUUGGAUUUGGACUGGCAAAACACUCAGUUCAUGGAAAAGAUUCUAUGCCAAAAUUUGUGGAUCGAACAAACGGGAAAGUAAUGUGUAAAUUUUUUUAUUAGAUGGCAAGCACGUCAAACUCAAUUCAACCAACGGUUUCAAACAAAAAGACAUAAUUGAAAUUACAUGAAACUUUUGUGUAGUGUUGCGUACACCUUCCAAAGAUGCCAGUAUGUCAGCCCUUGUAAAUUGUCAGGUGUAAAAUUGAAGUAUGUGAAGUUUUUUACAUGAGUGAUUGUGCUAAACCAGUAACUGCCAUAAGGGUACAUACACAUCCAAUUUAGUAUGAGAGGUUGUUCAUGUGUAAUUUGUCUCAUGUGUAUUUUAUCAAAUGAAAAAAAUACAUUUGAGAACUGCUUCACCUUUUCUAUAUUUUUUUUAUGUGCCAAAGAGUGGAAAUUUUGUGUAAAACCAACAGUUUGUUAAAAAUGGAAAAAAAAGUUCGUGUAAUUAAGCUAGAGAUUCGGUCUUUGGUUGUGAAUUGAACCAUCAAAAGUUUUGGGUAUAACUAAUUUAAAUUGAUAUUCUCUUCUUUUAUUUUUAAACAUAUAUUUAUUAUCAAUAUUUCUUUUUACUGAUUUAUAUACCGUUUAUGAAUCUUUUUACUUGUGUAUAAAUGUCAGUGUGUCAAUAUAUUUUACAACUUGUAAAUAAACCAUGUGUUAAGCUUUAAAUCACUUUUUUUUUUACAUGUGUGUGUAUGUUUGAGGCUUGGUUGUAUAGCAGUCGCCUCUUGGUCAUACAAGUUGUACAUGUGAUGUCAGGAAUGUCUCGUUUCACGUAUGAAAGGCUCCCAGAAAUUAAUGAGUCUUGCAUUACUGGCAGAACAAGUUGCCUGUCUGAAUAUUAUAAUUUACAGUAAAUUUAGCAAACACAUUUGAUAAGUGUUUAAGUGAAUGUAUUGUAGCAUAUUUUAUGGUUUUCCUAUUUUAGAAAACUUCUUGUCAUGAUGUAAAAGUUCAAAUCAUGUGAAUUUUUUUUAAUUUUAAAAUUGAUUUGCCAAAAUCAAUCAAAAAUCAUCCCAUUGAUGUAAUGUUUUGCAUGUUUAGAAAUUGCAGCCAGUUUGUUUUGAUACAGAUAUAUUUUUAUUAUUAUUAAAUAAAACAAAGAAAUGUGCAAAAUCCUUCCUAUAUAUGUCUCUAGAAGUAUUUAUCAGAGGAUCUGUCUUGAUGUAGAGUAACUUUAUAAUUUAAAUUUGUGAGUAUAAAUAUGGUGUAAAAGUACUGCCGCCUGUAUAGAACUGAGUCCACUCAACCAUUGGAUAACUCCAUGGAUCCUCCGUUUUAGUUGGUUGCUUUUGAUGUGACAAACAGAUUUAGGCUACCGAUAUCUUAAAUUCUGGACCACAAACUGAAUGUUUGAUUUUAAGUCUGUAGACCUCAGGAAAGUGUCCAGCUAACUACGUUUUAUUUCUCGUGCAAAAAUUAAUGCGGUAUUUGAAAUGUUCAGGUUGUAUUUUUUUUUUUUAAAUGAAUCAAAAUGUUCUGUCCUUUGUUCUUCAUUCUGUGAAGGAACAUUUUUUCAGUACAUUUGUAUUUUGCUUGUUAGAUCAAAGUUACCUGUAAGAAACUUUAAUGCAGAGCAAACUCUUGUGUUUCACUUUAGGGAUUGAUAAAGUUCAUUGAUAAAUAGAUGUAUCAUAUUUUGAGGGUAAAGGAAUUUUGGCCCAGUGCCAGACAACUUUUAUUUUUGUGAAUCUUUUUAAAACACCUGGAAAUGUGUGUUUUAAAGCUUUUUGUUUGUGAGAGACUGCGAUCUCGGCAUGCCUAAUUGUCAUUUUUAUCAGCCAGUGCUGUAUGUGUAAUAAAAACUAGUUAAAAGA